UCUGCUGAUCAGAGAUAAUAAACUUUUGGACGAUUUGCUCCAAAAAUCUGGUUAAUAUUUUUAUGUUAAUCUAAUUAGGGAACCGUUUGUUCCUAAAAAAUAUUGUGAUAUAAAUCAACAGCGGUCGCAAAAUGGGCAACAUUUUCGGCAAAUCGUCGGCCAAGGCCAAAGUGAGCAGAGUGACGGAGCAAGACAAAGCAGUUCUGCAACUCAAACAACAGAGAGAUAAACUGAAACAAUAUCAGAAGCGAAUCGAACUGCAGCUUGAAAAAGAUCGCGAAAUGGCUAAGAAAUGUUUGUCAUCGGGACGGAAAGAACGCGCCAAAACCCUCCUCCGAAAGAAAAAGUACCAGGAGAAGCUCCUCUCCAACACGGACGCCCAGCUGGAAACGAUCGAAAAGCUCGCCUCGGACAUUGAGUUCGCCCAGGUCGAGGCGCAGGUCAUCAGUGGCCUCCGGGUGGGCAACGAGGCGCUCAAAAAGGUCAACGAAAUCCUCUCGAUCGACGAGGUGGAGCAGAUUUUAGACGAAACGCGCGAAAGCAUCGAAAAGCAGCAGGAAAUUGACGCCCUGCUCAACGGAGUGCUGUCCGAGGAAGACGAGGACGAGGUGCUGGCCGAACUGGACGCGCUGGUCGCCGCAGAAGAAGAGCCGGAGAAGACACCGGAAGAUAUCGGCGCGAGGUUGCCGGAUGUGCCCGAAGACGAUCCUGUGGCGGCUGCGGCCGCAGAAAGGAAGCGGAAAGAGAAGGGCGGCGAACGAUCUGGGAAAAAGGUCGCCCUGGAGGCAUCGUAACUAUGAUGGAAGGAAAAGUGAGGUUUUCUUGGAAGUCAUCGUCAGUACUGGACAGCUAUUUUACAUUUUUAAUCAGUUGUCAGAUUUUUUGCCAGAAAGCAUUGUGCGUUGGAAUGAUUUUGAGAGAGAAACAUUUAACUUUUUUCUGGAGCAGAUUGUCAGAAAAAUAUGCAAGAAUGUAUAUUUUGAAUCGUUAAGAAUAAAAUAUUCUAAUGUCUAAAAUAAA
Culex quinquefasciatus (southern house mosquito) is the source of this 1020-nucleotide messenger RNA. It is a transcript of the gene Vps20, whose product is annotated as charged multivesicular body protein 6. Gene Ontology annotation, biological process: late endosome to vacuole transport via multivesicular body sorting pathway; vesicle budding from membrane. Gene Ontology annotation, cellular component: ESCRT III complex; multivesicular body. Lineage: Eukaryota; Metazoa; Arthropoda; Insecta; Diptera; Culicidae. The transcript is spliced from 4 exons. The record is from RefSeq and is a predicted model, not a curated record. Bases 132 to 794 code for a protein of 220 amino acids.